UCCAUCUCUACAAUAACCCUCUGUUUCUCACCGCCUCACUCCUCUUCUAAAAGCCCCUCUCUCUCUUCACUUUCUCUCUCUAUACAUACAUACAAACACCCUAUCUCUCUCUAAGGAAGAAGGAAAAAAAAAAAAACUAAGCACUAUCACUCUGAUUGUUCAAACUGGCGAUCGACAAUCAAGAAACCGCUGUCCGUGAAAUCAAGCCUAAGAACAGGCGAAUCAUGGGAGCUGGAGGUCCUGACGAAGAAGAGAGCCGGUGGCCGCCGUGGUUGAAGCCUCUGCUGCGAGAGAGCUUCUUCAUUCAAUGCAAAUCACACGCCGAUUCACACAAGAGCGAGUGCAAUAUGUAUUGCUUGGAUUGUAUGAAUGGUGCUCUCUGUUCUCUCUGUCUCACCUACCACAAGGACCACCGUGUCAUACAGAUAAGGAGGUCAUCAUACCAUGAUGUGAUCAGGGUUUCUGAGAUUCAGAAGUAUUUGGACAUCACAUCAGUACAGACCUACAUUAUCAACAGUGCAAAGGUCGUGUUUCUGAAUGAACGGCCUCAGCCUAGGCCUGGCAAAGGAGUCACCAACACCUGCGAAGUCUGCGAGCGCAGCCUCCUGGAUUCCUUCCGUUUCUGCUCUCUCGGUUGCAAGAUUGUUGGCACAUCGAAGAAUUUCGAGAGGAAAAGGAAGUACUCGCCGGAGAAGAAGCUCCGGGCGGCGGCGUCGGACUCGGAGAAUUCAUACAGCAACAGCAGCAGCAGCCGUGGACCGCCGCAGAAGAGCAGCAGCAACCACCACCACCACCACCACAGCUUCACUCCGUCAACGCCGCCACCAACUGUGGUUAAUUACAGAACUGCCAAGCGAAGAAAGGGUAUUCCCCAUAGAGCCCCUAUGGGAGGACUCAUCAUAGAAUACUAAAAGGCCCCCCACAACUUCCCCUUAAUUACUCUCAAACCCCACCUUUACAAACUAGUAAUCAUAAUGAACACUAGUGCUUUUUUACCGAAAAGGCCAGUGUUUGGGGAAACCUUAGCACUACUACUACCCAACUCCUCUAAUGUAUUGUGUUGUAUAUAUAGAAGCAAGCUGAUAGAAAUAUGAUGGGAAUAGAAGGGCUAGAGUGAGAAUAAGACAAUGGGAAUGACUAAAUGGGUGAAGAUGAAAAAGGUUGGAAGUUUUUAGCUGAAAAAUAUAUGUAGGGUGCUUGGUUAGAGUGGUUUUUUAAUGUUACACAAGUUUUUCUUUAUUUUAUUUUUUUAUUUUGACUUUGUUAUGGUCUGAUAAAAUUGUAAAUACUGUUUUCUGGUAAGGGUUAGAGGGAAAUGACAAUGUAACUCCUUGGAAAUAAAGGAGGGUGUCUAUAUGUGGAAUUUCAAAUAAUGGGAAGUACUACUAUUUGGCUA
Messenger RNA from Camellia sinensis, 1396 nucleotides. RefSeq names its product protein RGF1 INDUCIBLE TRANSCRIPTION FACTOR 1. The record is from RefSeq and is a predicted model, not a curated record. Lineage: Eukaryota; Viridiplantae; Streptophyta; Magnoliopsida; Ericales; Theaceae.